AUGAUAGAUCGCGAUUUACUAUAUCUUGCGCCGCACGCCACAAUUGGUGGCCUGUUUCUUCUUUCAGUCUUCCCAUACUAUAUAAAGGAGCAAACAAGGAUUAAACUACAAAUCGUCGCGCACACGGCUAUUGCUGUUAUCUUCUUCUUCGUCCCAGCUUACUUCCUCAAACCAACGAUCGUUGGAAAGUUCACACCCCUUCACGGAUUUUUGCAACGGUUUUGCUCCGCUGUUCAUUUUGGCCUGAGCUAUCAGCUUUGGAAAUGUCGAAACUACGGAAGACCAGAGCAAGCUAUGAUUUUUGCACGAUUAAUAACAUCGUUCAUCUUUUUAAUCGCUAAAGGAUUUGCUAUUUGGCAUUUGACGGAAAGAAAAUCAAAAGCUAUUCAAAUUACGGAUAAUUUUCUUUAUUGCACCCUUCUCACAGACGCAACAUGGUUCUUGAGUGAAUUUGUUCGAAUGUACCGAAACAAGAGAUGCAGACAAGAGGAAAUCGAUGCGAUGAUUAAGCGCACAACACUUUGGGUUGAUGGCAAGGGCAAAUUUUACUUCGAAAACGCGUUUUAUGUUGAUGCCGGGCUCACGCUGACCUACGCAAUUAUUCAUUUCGCGUUUCCGCAACACGUUCUCCAACUCAUCCUCAAAUCCGACAAUAAGCUCGACUCUCAUCAUUUUCUGUGGUGUCGCCUGUUCGGCGCGCUCAAUCUUAUUCCGGCUGUCACAUCAAUUACGGCCAAAUAUUUCACACCCGAAGUCCAGACCGCAUAUUUGUCGGGAAGAUUAAUUACGCAGAGCGUCGUAUUCCUUCUCAACAUUUAUGGGCAUUGGGUGUUGGCGGUGUAUUCAGCGAAUCAUAUCACAGCGUUUAUGAUCAGCGGAUUCUUCUCUUCGUUCCUCUUCUCAACAUUUCAUAAAACUUUCCGUAACUAUUUCGAAAACAAUUCGAAUGAAGAAGAAGAGGAAAUAGAACAAGACAUUGAUGAAAAGAAAGAACUGUAG
Messenger RNA from Caenorhabditis bovis, 999 nucleotides. Lineage: Eukaryota; Metazoa; Nematoda; Chromadorea; Rhabditida; Rhabditidae. The record is from the annotation of a GenBank genome assembly.